Messenger RNA from Alternaria arborescens, 915 nucleotides. RefSeq lists its product as hypothetical. Bases 1 to 915 code for a protein of 304 amino acids. The transcript is spliced from 3 exons. The record is from RefSeq and is a predicted model, not a curated record. NCBI's taxonomy places the organism in Eukaryota, Fungi, Ascomycota, Dothideomycetes, Pleosporales, Pleosporaceae.
AUGCCCCCAAAGCCCAGGAAGAAGAGCGCGAAAGCGCCAGCGCCACUCGUCGACCCAGAUAUAUCUGACCCUCUCGCUGCAUGCAAAGAAGCAAAGAUAGCUACCAGAAGGCUGAAUGAGAUGACGGAGGGCGAUCCGGGAGUGGAUGAACAAACAGCAAAGGCGGCAGCGGCACAGUGGACUCUCAUAGAAGCUGGCACGAAUUUGGCGACGCGACAACUCCUCGAACGGCCAAGCCUCCCAGAGGAGAGUCAUGAGGUACAGUUGGGGCUGCUGAAACUGGGAGAUCUCUUGCAACAGUAUCGAAAGGCCGAGACAGACCUUGUGAAGACACAGUGCAUCCAGCUGAUGCAGAUGGCUGCCAAGUCUCUUGUGGAGGCUGGUACCAAGGACGGUGGAUUCCAGGUGGGCAAGCCAUGGGUUCCAUCUGUCAAGGACGACGAGGAUGGGCAGAAUCAGCGCAUGCAGGAUCCUAUUGAGCCUAUCACCAACGAUGACGUUGGUAAACCCCGACGGUACUAUCAUGUCCGGGAAACCGGGCAAGCCAUAGCGGAGGACAAAAGGAAGACUGGCAAUGACGAGAUGGCGGAUGUCGAGGAGUACAGCAAGGAGCAUGGCCAUGGCGACCACGAAGAUGCACACGGCGAUGUCGAUGUUGAGGCGGGUAGCCAGGAAUCGGAUUCAUCCGUCUACCCCGAAGGCGACGCCAGCUCAUCUACUGUUGGAGGAGGAGGACAGGAACAACAAGGAGAAGCUCUCGGCGCAUUGAGGCAGCCCUUGUCAGAGGUGGGAGCUUUAUGCACAGUCUGCGACCUCUCCAAGCCUGUGAGCGCCUUCCGACUUCUGUGGCGUGGAAAGGGCGAGUGCUAUGAGUGUGAGGCACAAGAAGAUGCAAGACCUAGAAGCAAGGGUUAG